AUGUCACUCGGACGUAAAACCUUUCACUGCGCCGUGGACGAAACGGCUCUGACCACCAAUAUCAGCGAAAUCAAGAAAUGGACCACCAGCGGGGCCAUCGACCUCAUUGUCCCUCUUUACACUCUUGAACGCCUCCAUGCCUUGAAGAGGGCGGGGUCACAAAUCGCUAUCAAUGCCCGCGAGGCCGUUCGCUUCCUCGACCGCGUCACCUCUGGAAAAGAUCACAUCGUCGCCGACCGUGUCGCCCUCCAGGGCCCGAUGGAACAGUACGAGCGUUGGGAGGAUGCCGAGAAAUUCUUUCUGCCAGAAUUCGAAGAGGAGCCCGAGGUGCUCGACGAGACCGCUUCUCCCGAUUCCGCGACCGAAUCUCCCAAUCACCAAGCCUCCGAAUCAGAUGAUCUGUCGCAGAUGCUGCUGAGCAAAUUGAAUUUCAAGAAGGAAACCGAAGCCGCUUCUGUCACCUCCGCGGGCUCUCCCAGCGGGCCCAGAUCGCGCACGUCCUCCCGCAGUUCGCGCACCAGCCCUGAAUGCGCCCAGCAUGAGAACGGCAGUACCGGCAAGACUGAGAAGAAGGGACACCAACGUACUUCCUCUGCGUCUACUAUUCCUGUGGUUCCGCUGGUGCUGCGCCCGUUGCUGAGUGCGCUGCUGUGGCGGCUGCACAGCGGCCCGGAUGCGGAGAAUUCUGCCAAAAGCUGUAUUCUGGUGACCAACGAUCGUGCGACCCAGGUAUGGGCUCAGAAGUUCGGUAUCGGCGUGAAGAAUAUCGUUCAGCUGCGUACUGCGAUUCAAUACGAAGAGCGCGAAUACAAGAACCGCUGUAAAUACGUUGAGAAGACUCAGACUCAGACCCAGGCUACCGAGCCCAAGACUCUGCUGUCCUACGAGGAUGAUAGUGAUGAGGAUGAGCUAGUCUUUGUUCCCCGCGGCCGUGGCAGCGGAGGUGGAAACAGCAAGGGCUCUUCUCGUGGUGCACGGGGUGGAUCCUCUCGCAAGACCGCUGCUCCGAAGGCUACGAAGGCUUCAAAGGCUCCCAAAGCUACCAAGGCUAUCCCAGUGACUCCCGAGACCAAGGCCCAGUCCCCGAUUGACGUCCCCACGCAGCCCAUCGAUCCGAAUUCCUUCAGCCGCACCCUCGGCGCGAACAAGAACCCUACGGUUGAUUUGAGUUCGCAGCAGGGCGCUACUCGCGGUAUGUCCUCGGCCUCGCGUCGCUCGGCUACUUCUCGUCGUGGAGGGUCUACUCGUGGUGCGUCGCGCGGCAGCGGCCGAGGACGAGGCAAGCUCUGGGUUCCUUGA
Penicillium atrosanguineum is the source of this 1299-nucleotide messenger RNA. RefSeq lists its product as uncharacterized. NCBI's taxonomy places the organism in Eukaryota, Fungi, Ascomycota, Eurotiomycetes, Eurotiales, Aspergillaceae. The transcript is spliced from 2 exons. The coding region runs from base 1 to 1299 and encodes 432 amino acids. The record is from RefSeq and is a predicted model, not a curated record.